UUAUUCAAUAUUUAAAAAAAUACAUGCGUUGCGAAAAGAUAUGUCUAGUUUUUUUUAAACUGCUAUUAAAAUAAACAUGGAAAAUAACUUUACUUUUGAAGGAAAAGUGAUUCUAGUGACCGGUGGUGCUACAGGUAUUGGUGCUGGAUUGGUCCGGAGUAUACUAUCAGAAAAUGCUAGGCAUGUCACAUUUCUUGAUCUGGCGGAACGUGAAAGUGAAAUCUUAGAGAGGGAGCUUAAGAAUAAAUUCGGCACACUACGGGUGAUGUACAUAAAGUGUGAUGUAUCUGAUGAAAAGCAAAUGAACGAAGCUUACAACAAAGUAGUAGAUAAGUUUCACAGGCUUGAUAUAGUCAUUAACAAUGCAGCAAUCCUUUGCGCUGAAGAGAACUUAUACAAGAGAAUGGUUGACAUAAAUUUUACCGCUGUUAUCUCCAGUACUCUAAAAGCAUUAGCUACGAUGGCAGUGGAUAGAGGAGGAUCAGGCGGGGUCAUCCUAAACGUAUCGUCUAGGCUGGCUCUUACACCCAGUGACAGUCUAGCAGUGUAUUCUGCUACAAAGGCAGCUGUUCUACAGUUUACAAAUAGUAUUGCUAUCAAUAAAUUAUACUCGAAAUCAGAAGUUCGCGUAUUGUCAGUUUGUCUUGGACCAACCGAUACUGCGAUCCUUCACAAACAUAACUCGGAACUUUUCGACAAAGGCUGUACGCAAUGUUUUACUUCACAAGUUCCAGAAAGACAGAGGGUUGAGUCAGCUGUUAAAGGUAUAAUUGACGUAAUAAAGAAAGCAGAUAAUGGCUCAACGUGGAUAAUAGCUGGUAAUAAGCCUCCUGUAGACAUUACUUUAAGUGUCAGGGAGGGACUCCAAAAUCGCUGUAACGACACCAGCGGAUCGUAAUGUUAUUUUUAAUU
This is a messenger RNA of Papilio machaon (common yellow swallowtail), 912 nucleotides long. It is a transcript of the gene Adh, whose product is annotated as 15-hydroxyprostaglandin dehydrogenase [NAD(+)]. Gene Ontology annotation, molecular function: oxidoreductase activity, acting on the CH-OH group of donors, NAD or NADP as acceptor. The record is from RefSeq and is a predicted model, not a curated record. NCBI's taxonomy places the organism in Eukaryota, Metazoa, Arthropoda, Insecta, Lepidoptera, Papilionidae. The coding region runs from base 77 to 898 and encodes 273 amino acids. Gene Ontology annotation, cellular component: cytoplasm. The transcript is spliced from 5 exons.